ACUUUUCACGUUUUUCUAGAAUGGACAAAACAAAACUUAUCAUUGAUUGUGAUGCAGGGAUAGACGACGCACAAGCAAUAAUGUUAGCUUUAGCUAGACCGGAUGCGGAAGUACUUGCUAUAGCCUGCGUGAGCGGAAACACGGAGGUCGAUCACGUGUGCCGAAAUGUCUUACGUAUAUUAACCAUCUGUGAUCAUAUCGAGAUCCCAGUAUAUAGAGGUUGCACAAAAGCCCUCGUGGAUCAUGGCAAGCACGCGAAAUUCUACCACGGUUUGGAUGGUUUAUGUGACCUCGAUGGACUUCCGGAAGUUAACAUGAAUUUGAUUCAGACGGAGCAUGCAUCGUGUGCAAUGAACAGGAUAGUUGGCGAAAACCAAGGCAAAAUCACACUCGUAUGUAUUGGACCAUUAACAAAUGUUGCAGUCGCCUUGCGACUUAAUCCUGACUUUGGAAAACAACUGAAAAAGUGUGUGAUUAUGGGUGGAAAUACGGAGGGACAAGGCAAUAUAGAAGAUGGCAGUGCAGCGGAAUUCAAUUUUCACUUUGACCCAGAAGCUGCUUACAUGGUUUUGCACGAGCUGAGUUGUCCUAUUACAACAUUCUCAUGGGAAGCAGUUCUUCAAAAUCAGUAUCCAUGGGAUUGGUUGAAACGCAUCCUAAAUAUAAAAACUUCAAAGGCCAUAUUCCAUAGUACCAUACUUCGAACCUCCUUAGACAAGCACAACGAAUGGCAGUUUCCAGGGUACAGUUUUUGUGAUCCCACUGUAGUCGCCAUUGCUCUUAAGGAAACCAUAGUAACAAAGUCACGUGAUGUGUUUGCCACAGUAGAACUACAAGGUCGCUUGUCUCGGGGACAAAUGGUCAGUGAUAGUCGGAACCUCCAGAAAACACCGCCUAAUGUCAAACAAGCUCUAGAAAUUGACAGAGAUCUCAUGAUGGAGAUGUUUUCUAGUGUCUUUGAAGAAAGGUCUGAUUCGAAGUAGAAAUCAUGAUUAUGAAAUUUUCCUACAUUAAACAUAAACGUGAAUUUCAAGGAAUUAGAAAUUGUACAAGUAAAGAAUUCAUUGGCAUUUCACUCUCGAUCAUUCAGUGAGGAAAAAAGAUCAUGCCACCUCGUACAUGUAUAUUGUAUAUACGUAGCAUCGAGGGGAGGGGGGGGGGGGGAGUUUUUCUUGCAGCAAACAUUUUUCAUAUAAAAAUUGAAUUAUGACGGAGACCUCCCCCCUUCCCCUCCAUUUUUGGUUAGAUGUAAACAAUCGAAGUGAAAAUAUGGAUUUAAACAGGAAAAAAAUUUGAAGUUAAUGGUAUAUUUGGAUUUAUAUUUUUUUGGUUCUCAAGAUUACUUGAAUCAGUCUGCCCCCCCCCCCCUAAAACGAUGCUUCCUUGCCUGUGUGGUGGAGAGAGGGUAUGCUUUUCAUAUACACAAAUACCCCCAGACGUAGCCAAGUUUUAAUGUAAAUAUGUAGUGAAAAUCGAUCAUGAGCGAGUUUAUAUACUGUGUUAUUAUAAUGUAUGUUAGUGUGUCGGACGAUCCCAAUGUAAUGCUUGUGGUUACCGUCCAGGGAGACGGUGUAUACAGAAAUAAACAAUUUGUUUGACUGUG
This is a messenger RNA of Magallana angulata, 1603 nucleotides long. RefSeq names its product pyrimidine-specific ribonucleoside hydrolase RihA-like. Lineage: Eukaryota; Metazoa; Mollusca; Bivalvia; Ostreida; Ostreidae. Gene Ontology annotation, molecular function: hydrolase activity, hydrolyzing N-glycosyl compounds. The transcript has 5 exons. Bases 21 to 983 code for a protein of 320 amino acids. The record is from RefSeq and is a predicted model, not a curated record.